AAUUACCCAAAGUAAGAAUCACUCAAACGAAACAGCUGAUUUUGUUAUCUGCUCCGCACUUUGAUCGGCCUUUAAAUUAGUAUGUUAAAGUCAACAUUCCAAUAGAUCCAUCAAAAUGGACUUUCGAAAUGCUCGUGCACGGCAGCCAGAGAUCGUAAGAUCCGUGCAGAAAGAUGCAAGGUACACAAACGAACUGGCCGAAGAUUUCUCUGAUGUCCUCCGUCUCACCGGUCCUCGGAACUGGAUUAAGUACAAUCAGAUGUGCAGACUACUGGCGGAAUUGAGUUACCAUGGGUUCGCUUCAGCCAAUAGCCUCCAGACACUCGGCGAGGAAUACACGGGGAUCAUACAGGUCGAUGGAAACUACAAGCAAAUCCCUAGUAGAGUUCUGCAACUGACAGCUAUUUUCCUGGAGUUUGGCGGCGAUAGCUUGUUUCAGCGACUGCUGCAAAAAUUGGAUUCCUAUGUGGCCAACCACGAAGAGAUCCGACCCGAGGCAAAACUUCAGCUUAAGAAGAUUAUACAGAGGCUAAGGCAAUCUCCCAGCUAUGUAAAGGCUCUGCACAAGUCGCUUUUCUACUUAAACUCUAGCAAAUACCAGCUGUCGAAGCGCACCACAGGCAUUAAUUACGUGCUCAUCCGACACUGGCUACAGCCGGAAUUCUCGCUGUACGGUUACAAGAUCCUAGGAGUGAUCACAUUCCUGCAGGUUAGCGUUUCGCUAGCCAUUAGUAGUUGGGACACCUGGCGGGAGCACAAGCGCCAACAGUUAGAAGCGAUUAAGCAGUCCGGAAAAAAGUUCCUGCAACGAGGGUGUAAUGAAAAAAACUCAGAUCCAGAUGCCCCUCAGUGCAUCCUUUGUCUAGAGCCACGGUCGAAUAGCAGUUUAACUCCAUGCGGACACAUAUUCUGCUGGAGCUGCUUGCUCGAGUGGCUAGAGGAGCGAGAUGAAUGCCCCUUAUGUCGGGAGUCGCUAAAGAAGUCACAAGUGAUAACACUACAGAACUAUGCCUAAGAUCGGAUUAAGUUUGUUACAGAUUUGUAUAAUCUUGUAAGCAUGUUUUGGAGAAUAUUUUUUUAUAGUACAUGUAUCAAUUAUCUACAUUAAUGAAAAAGGAUCUUAAGCAUCCAUAUUUUUAUUGACAAGAACGUUUAUUUUUUAUUCGGAAAUCUUUAAUUCAUAGGGAUCCUAAAUGUAUAUGAAUAAUGUCUUCGUUUUAUAAGAUUCUUAACAAAGUUAUAUUUUGUUAUAAAGUUAUAACCUUACAAAUCAUUAAUGUAAUUAUGAUAUAUAUAUUUUUAUAAAAAAAAAACCAUACAAAUGGCGUGUACUUAACAAAAUAAAAUGAAA
Molecule: messenger RNA, 1351 nt
Organism: Drosophila eugracilis
Lineage: Eukaryota; Metazoa; Arthropoda; Insecta; Diptera; Drosophilidae
Gene: Pex10
Product: peroxisome biogenesis factor 10
Exons: 2
Coding region: 116-1015 (299 amino acids)
Biological process (GO): protein import into peroxisome matrix
Cellular component (GO): peroxisomal membrane
Molecular function (GO): zinc ion binding
Source: RefSeq, a predicted model, not a curated record